Molecule: messenger RNA, 3164 nt
Organism: Clupea harengus (Atlantic herring)
Lineage: Eukaryota; Metazoa; Chordata; Actinopteri; Clupeiformes; Clupeidae
Gene: ralgps1
Product: Ral GEF with PH domain and SH3 binding motif 1
Exons: 21
Coding region: 499-2241 (580 amino acids)
Biological process (GO): Ras protein signal transduction
Cellular component (GO): plasma membrane
Molecular function (GO): guanyl-nucleotide exchange factor activity
Source: RefSeq, a predicted model, not a curated record
CCUACCUGGCACUUCCUGAUGUUGGUACCCAGAGACUGGCACCGGGCCCUACCCCUUCUGUUGUCGGCGGUAGAGUAGUCUACCCAUAGGACACCAAGCCACCAUUGCCAUGUUCCCCCUGAGUCUGUUAAUGAAAACGUGCGUUGCAAGGGAACGCGAUGCGCGUGGGAGAGAAUAAUAUCACGCUGGAUUGAGUGGUGUCUCGCGCAAGGUGCAGGACAGCGGGCGAAACUGCACAGCGCAAACCGGAUUUUUCAUAUUUCUGAGGAUUGUGGUAGAGCGUCGCUGAUUAUUGUACAGUGUUGAAUUUUGCAGAUAAACCCGAGGAAUUUACACUAGCUUCAUAGGCUACGGUCUAAUAAAGGUUGACUCAGACCAGUGGUGGAGAGGAUGUGGGCGUGUCCAGCAUCUCUGUGAAGAGUUCAGGGGUGUCAGAAGAGAUCCAAACACUAUGGGUCUUGUGUAUGAUGAUGAUGUCUGAGGUGCUGGGCUGAGAGCAUGUACAGGAGGAAUGGGCUCCCCGCCAGCGUCAGCAUCACCUCCGCCUCUCCAGAUGACAGCAGCAGUUCUGAGUCUCUGGAUGGGCGGAGCCUGGACUCUGCUAAGAGUUAUGACGCUGUUGUGUUUGACGUGCUGAAGGUGACUCCUGAGGAGUUUGCUAGCCAGAUUACUCUGAUGGAUGCUCCAGUGUUCAGGGCCAUCCAGCCAGAGGAGCUGACCAGCUGUGGGUGGAAUAAAAAAGAGAAGCACAUUCUGGCUCCUAACGUGGUGGCCUUCACACGCAGGUUCAACCAGGUGAGCUUUUGGGUGGUGAGGGAGAUUCUGACCAUUCAGACGCUGAAGAUCCGAGCAGAAAUCCUCAGUCACUUCAUCAAGAUUGCCAAGAAACUCCUAGAGCUGAAUAACCUGCAUUCUCUGGUUGCCGUGGUGUCCGCGCUGCAGAGUGCUCCCAUCUUCAGACUCAGCAAGACAUGGGCGCUCGUUAGUCGGAAGGACAAGGCCACAUUUGAGAAGCUGGACUUCCUGACAUCCAAGGAGGAAAACAACACACGCAUGAGAGAGUACAUCAGCUCACUAAAGAUGGCUCCCUGCAUACCAUACCUAGGGAUCUACUUGUUUGACAUGAUCUACAUUGACUCGGCCUACCCAGCGUCCGACAGCAUUCUGGAGACGGAGCAGCGGUCCAAUCAGAUGAACAACCUGCUGCGAGUCAUCUCUGACCUCCAGGUCUCCUGUAUCUAUGAUCACCUGCUGAUCCUCCUACACGUGCAGAAGUAUCUGAUGUCAGUGCACUACAUUGAAGAGCUGCAGAAGUUUGUGGAGGACGACAACUAUAAGCUAUCUCUGAGAAUCGAGCCUGGGAACAGUUCUCCACGCCUGGUGUCGUCCAAAGAAGACCUUGGAGGCCCCUCGGAGGUGUCUGCUUCUGUGAGGUACAGCCGGCGGCCCACCUGUCCAGAUACGUCAGUGGGGGGACGCAUGCCCACCCCCCCUCCUGCCCGCCAUCGGAAGAGCCAUAGUCUGGGCAACAACAUCAGCCAGUUUGGAGUGGCUGAGAGUAAGAGCGACACCUUCCCAGCGGAGAAACCACGCCACCUGCUGGAUGACAGUUUCCUGGAGUCCCACAGUCCUGUGCGCAACCACACUCACGACUCCGUCUUCACCAAUGGAGUCUCUCUAGGCAGCAGGGACAGCUCCUUCAGUGAUGAACCGUCAUCCGGUAUGGAGAGGGGCCGUAUGUACGCCACUCUGGGCCCCAACUGGAGGGUUCCGGUCCGCACGUCUCCUCGGAGCCGCAGUUAUGUUUACAGCAGGCCGUCGGGGGCCGUGUCCAGUUACGAAUGCAGCGCCCUGUGCAGCAUCACCAUGGAGGGGCCGCUGCGCAGGAAGACUCUGCUGAAGGGAGGACGCAAACCCACUCUGUCCUCCUGGACUCGUUACUGGGUCGCCCUGGCGGGUCCCACGCUUGUGUACUUCGGAGCGAAAGCUCUUCGAGCCAGUGAGAGGAGACAUUAUAAAUCGACACCCUGUAAAAAGAUCACUCUGACUGGGUGGAUCGCAGUACUGCCGGACGAUCCUGACCAUCCCAACAUUUUCCAGCUGAAUGACCCUGAUAAAGGAAAUGUUUACAAGUUCCAGACGGGGUCGAGGUUUUCAGCCAUCGUCUGGCACAAGCACCUGGAGGAGGCGUGUCGUAGCAGCCGUCCUCAGGCCCCAGCCAACCUCAUGUCAUUUGAGUAGCUGCCAGGAGAGGGCGCUGUUGAGUAUGAAGUACCAGUCUUCUUCUUGGGCUGGAGCACCCAGUGUUCCAGAGACCCGUGGGAUUGUUCCACCCCUCUGUGCUCCGCCACCCAUGGGAUCUGGUUCAAGGUCCUCUUCCCUUUGUUCAAAGAAGCGGAGAGGAGAUUAAGACUCCGCACCCGCUACUGUGAUAUGGUAUCCCAGCAGGCCUUUCACAGCUCCAGGACAUGGACCACUGCCAAGUGUCACAGUAGCCCUGCACACUGGUAUACAGCACCUAGGACGUCUGUGUACUCUCCACACACACACACACACACACACACACACACGCACACACACACACACACUCUCUUGCUGGGCCAGCGCCGAGCCUGGUUGUAAAUAAACUGUACAUAUCAUUCCAAAUGUUGUCUAAUUUAAUAUCUCUUGUAAAACAAGUGCCAACUGAUGAUGUGUUCCACGUUCAUGUUAAUCAGAUAUUCAUCUUAAAUAUUGGAUGGUGGUGACUGUGCGCGCACACACACACACACACACUUACAGACAGAGCUGCCUCACACACACACACCAUGGACACACAGGCCUCAUCACACACACGCCACUUCAUGUGACAAGGAAACAAGUCCAAUGACUGUAAAUGAAACAUAGUGAGGAUUAAAUGUGUGAUUGUCUGUAUUCUAAUGAUUAGUAUUUGUGGUGGUAUAACUGUUGACUAAGUGGUAGUGUAGUGUCUCUAUCAUGUCCAAUCCUUUCUUCAGAGUGUGAAAUAACACAUAUACACAAGCACGCACGCACGCACGCACGCGCGCACACACACACACACACAGACACACACUGUAACAAUGUGAUUGUGUGAAGGUGAUUGAAUCAUACAGAUGUGAAGGACUGAGUUUUGUAUUUGUAAAUAAAUCUUUGACUUCACCUCA